AUGAAGAGAAGUGAGUUUCUCGAGAUGUUUGAAAAGACGGAUGGCGGGUUGUUUGUGCCAAAGGAUCAAUCGCAGAACUGGUGCCGGCAUUUUGGAAUGAAGAGGGGCAAGGUGCUGUAUCUAUGCGAGGAGGAUGUGCUGUAUUUGUAUGAUAGAGAAGCCAAGACGGAGUAUCCUGUAAGGGCAAAGGCUUACUUUUUCGUCAGAAACAGCUGCUACAACCUUCUUCCUGACGAGGGGGGCAGGCUUUUGCUGUAUAAAAGGCAUAAGAACUUUAAUAGGAAGAAAGACAGGCCUAUCUGCCCCAUGAGAUAUGUGCUGAGAGAUGAGUACAUUGAAGACAUAAGCCUUGACACGAAAGACGAGGUUGUCUGUGUGCUUUCCGACGAUGUGUUUACUUUCCUAAGAGUCAAGGAGAUCGAGAGACUUGAUUCUGAAACGCCGGAGAGUCUGAAGAAGUAG
Molecule: messenger RNA, 462 nt
Organism: Encephalitozoon hellem ATCC 50504
Lineage: Eukaryota; Fungi; Microsporidia; Unikaryonidae
Exons: 1
Coding region: 1-462 (153 amino acids)
Source: RefSeq, a predicted model, not a curated record